Molecule: messenger RNA, 720 nt
Organism: Mytilus californianus (California mussel)
Lineage: Eukaryota; Metazoa; Mollusca; Bivalvia; Mytilida; Mytilidae
Exons: 7
Coding region: 126-638 (170 amino acids)
Molecular function (GO): kinase activity
Source: RefSeq, a predicted model, not a curated record
UCUUAUAUGCAGAUAUUAUUGAUAUUGAUGACCCGGAUGACCAGUCGACGCGGGAAAGUGACGAGCAAACGACAGAUGCAAACUUAUAUUACAUCAGGCCAACAGGAGGCGAUAAUAAACUAGAAAUGAAAAUUUUACAGAUCAGUGCUAGAAGUUCAGACAUCAAAGAGUUGCAAUCUGAAGUAAAACGGAAAAUUGGGGAAGUGAAAAAAAGACCAAAAUCAGUAGUUAUUUUCCUAAAUCCAAUUGGAGGUUCGGGAAAUUCUGAGUCAAUUUUUAGAAGAGAAGUUGAACCCAUUCUUAAAAUUGCCAACAUUGUGUACGAACUUAUUGUUUCAGCGACACCAGAUCAUGCAAAAGAAUUGCCAGCUUCCUUUGACUUCAGCAAAUUUGACGUGUUAGUUAUUAUGGGAGGGGAUGGAACAUUGAAUGAUCUGGUAAAUGGUCUGUUACUAAAGAAACAAGCUGCAGAAAAUAUUGAUGUGAAUGAUCGUAGCGCUGCUUUAGAUCAACUUGAUAUCCCGAUAUCUUUUAUACCAGCAGGUACUGGUAAUGGAAUGGCUACAAUUACGUAUGGUUGUGUCGAUGUCGUUACGUCAACUCUACAUUUAGUUAAAGCUUCAGUUGGAAUUCGAUAGGAUCCAGAAUCCACAAAGAAGAAAUGAUUCCAAAUUUCUGCUGGUGGUAAACAAGAUUUCCCAGUAUUUGGUAAUUUUUGUG